Chenopodium quinoa (quinoa) is the source of this 815-nucleotide messenger RNA. Its product is annotated as caffeoyl-CoA O-methyltransferase-like. NCBI's taxonomy places the organism in Eukaryota, Viridiplantae, Streptophyta, Magnoliopsida, Caryophyllales, Amaranthaceae. The record is from RefSeq and is a predicted model, not a curated record. The transcript is spliced from 5 exons. Bases 1 to 714 code for a protein of 237 amino acids. Gene Ontology annotation, molecular function: O-methyltransferase activity; S-adenosylmethionine-dependent methyltransferase activity.
AUGGAUUUUGAUCUAAAGAAGCAAAUCAAGAACACAAGGUUGCUGCAGAGUGAAGAACUGCACAAUUAUAUUCUUGAAACUAGUGUUUAUCCACGCGAAGCAGAACCCCUGAAGGAGCUAAGGGAAGCAACUGAAAAUCACCCUAAGUCCUACAUGGCUGGUGCACCAAUUGCAGGACAAAUGAUUUCAUUCCUUCUGAAGAAGGAGAAUGCUAAAAAAACUAUUGAAGUUGGAGUGUUUACAGGAUACUCCCUCUUGCUAACCGCUCUUUCGAUCCCGGAUGAUGGAAAGAUUGUUGCAAUUGACUGUGAUAGAGAAGCAUAUCAGAUUGGCUUACCAUUCAUCAAGAAAGCCGGUGUUGAAGACAAAAUCGACUUCAUUGUAUCAGAUGCUCAUCUAGCUCUUGAUAAUCUUCUCCUGAAUGCAAAAAAUGAGGGUAGUUUCGACUUUGCCUUCGUAGAUGCGGACAAAACUAGCUACCUGAAUUACCAUGAGAGGUUGAUGAAGCUCGUCAAGGUUGGGGGUGUGAUUGCUUACGAUAACACACUUUGGGGAGGAACAGUGGCCGUGCCUGGAUCACAUGUACCAGACUCCAUGAAGAAGAAUCGAGAGGCCGUUAUCAAGUUGAACAAGUCCCUGGCUGCUGAUUCUCGCAUCGACAUUGCUCAUCUUCCUCUUGGUGAUGGCAUCACUUUUUGUAGGCGUCUCAUUUGAUCUACUGUCUUUAUGCUUCUUAUAUUAUUUCAAUGGAGGAGCAUACAAUUGCACCCAUCGAACAAAUUUUUAGCAAGUGUAAUAAUGCAUUCAAUGCAAAG